AUGAAGACGGCGAUGGUUUAUGUUGUUAAGAAGCCAGUUGUAGCUUCUAAAGUCGGCGAUGACUCAAGUAGUACUAGACUGCAUUUGCUGGCCAAAAUUAUGGGAGCAACGAUGGUGAAGGAGAGGAUAGUAGCAGGAAAUAGCGGUGUCAUGGUUGCCAAUAUUGGUGAUAGUUUGGUAUUGCAAAGGACAAAGAGGUUAGUUGAUCUUAACGCAGAUUUUAAUAUGGAAUUUGUGGUCCUCUCUAUUAAUGGUUGGGUGGAUCUAGUAUCAAUUCAGACUUUCUCCACUCCAAUCCAGCUUGGUGGUGUAAUAAAAGCUUACCGAACUUACAAUAAGGAUAUUUAUUAUUCAGACAUAAUUGUAUUUCAGAAUUGUGCUUGCCCACUUGAUAAGAGUAAAUAA
Dovyalis caffra is the source of this 405-nucleotide messenger RNA. The record is from the annotation of a GenBank genome assembly. NCBI's taxonomy places the organism in Eukaryota, Viridiplantae, Streptophyta, Magnoliopsida, Malpighiales, Salicaceae.